Molecule: messenger RNA, 822 nt
Organism: Talaromyces amestolkiae
Lineage: Eukaryota; Fungi; Ascomycota; Eurotiomycetes; Eurotiales; Trichocomaceae
Exons: 5
Coding region: 1-822 (273 amino acids)
Cellular component (GO): membrane
Molecular function (GO): serine-type endopeptidase activity
Source: RefSeq, a predicted model, not a curated record
AUGUCUUCCUCAUCCCAACCAAGCGCUCUUCCAGCGUUCUCGCUCAACAUCGCCCCCCUCCGCUCCUACCUCUACCGUCUCCCGCUCUUCACGCGCGCCGUGCUACUCAUCAUCGUCGCAUUUUGGCUCCUCGAAUUACAGUCUGUAUGGGAUGUGGUUCAAUGGGGUGCUUUGAUUCCGGAUGAGAUUAGCAUUGCUACUUUGUAUCGAACGAAUACGUACCCCGUCAUACAUAAUGGAUUCUUUCAUAUGUUGUUGAAUGCCGUGGCGUUGACGCCCUUGAUGGAGAGGUUCGAGGCUGAGCAUGGCACUUUGACGGCGCUUUUGUUGUUUGUUGGACCACUCUCGACGUUUCCCGCAGCGAUAUAUGUACUUAUUGAGAAAUACAUCCUCUACAGCAACACGGCCGUUGUCGGCGCAAGUGUCUGGGUCUUUUUAUUGCUCGCCUCCGAAUCCAUCAAGACCUUCCGCACCAAUCCUUACUUUCAGGUUGGUACUCUCAAAGUUCCUACUUGGACUACGCCGCUUUUUGUAUCGUUUGUUGUCGCCGUGCUGCUUUCGAACACGAGCUUUUUGGGACAUAUCUGUGGUAUGAUUUUUGGGUAUUUACUUGGACUAGGAUACCUCAAAGUGUUCGUGCCUCCCGAGAAAAUCCUUCGUUUUCUCGAAGGGAAGUUGAACCUCCUCGGACGACUGCCUCACUACGUCUCCGUCGACCAAAAGACGCACGGACGAUACGGUGUCCUCCCGACGACAUCCUCUGGAGAAUCCGGUGUUGCGAUGAGCAGUUAUAUUGGCUCAUCGCAGCGAUUGGGACCGUAA